CUUCUUGCUGCAAAGAAGCCGCAUAUUUUUGUUUAUAUGCACGUCUAUGCUGAAUUUCUGAAGUUUCGCACAAGUGUUGUUAUUACUUGUCGGUUUGUUGAGCUGUUCCUUUAUGGCUGUAUACGAAAAAAUUAUAAACUUUAGAAUGAAGAUGUGAGGCGUAGUAUUCCAGAUAAUACACGAUAAUUGUCUGAAAUUCAGAAGAAAGAAAGAGUCUAAGCGUGUUAGAGCAAAAACAGGGGGGUGGGGGAUUAAAGAAGUCAGGGGAGGAAAGAUGACGGACACGGCGAGGAUAACGCUAAUCCUAGGAGAUAUUCGUUUUCACGUCGACAAGAAAAGAAUUAUUGAGAGAAGUCGCUAUUUCGAGUCGUUAUUUAAUCAUAACUUCAGUGACUCCAAGGAUAAUGAACAAGCGGUCAAUUACAAAGUCGCGCCCUCGGUUUUACAGGAUUUUUGUGAUUGGAUAGAAGAAGAUCCUCCUCGUGUACGUCCCAACGAAUCACAUCAAAUCAAAAUAUCGCUACAGAAAUUCCUUUCUGAUAGCUUUGAUUAUCUCAAGCAAUUACUCGAACUUAGUAUUAUUUAUACAGUUGAAGAUUUGAGUCUUGAGUUAAGUGACAUAAUCAUUCAACAUUGGUUAAAGCCCGAACUCCUUUUGGACAUCUGGAAAUUGUCGCGAGAGUUAAGCCUGUCCACGCUUAUAGACGUAACUUAUUCAGCUUGCCUCGAAAGAUUUAUGGAGAUACCAAUCGAUGAAUUGCUCAUUAUUUCCAGUAUCGAUUUUCUGCAGCUGGUGCGCAAUGUUAACGUUAAAUCUUCUAUAGAUUAUUUAACAUACAUGAUAAAUGAAAGACUGAAAAAAGAGACCUCAUGCGUGGAAGGAGAUAUACAAAUGAAGCUACAACUAAUAAAGCUGGCAGAAACAUUACAUAGUCCAGAGAGAAAACAAUCAUUAAUGCACUGUUUUUUUGCCGAGACCGUCAAGUCGGAAAAUAAUGAGGAUUAUAAUACACGUGUAGUUUAUGCGUAUCAGCAGAAAGUUCCUGCGAAAUUUGGAGAACUUAUUGAAAUUUGGAGAAUGGAGGAGCCUGGUAAAGAUUUGGCUGGAAUGGGAGUUGUUGGACGUGGUUUUAGUAUUUACAAAAUUGGUGGUGAAAUACGAUUGGGAUCUUGCAAAUUCAACAUGAAUGUUUGGCGAUACUGUCUGAUUUCGAAGAAAUGGUAUUAUUUGGCAAGGCUACGAAAGGCACGUAGGCAUAUGGCAGUGGCACUAGUCGAGAAUAAAUUGAUACUUAUCGGUGGUGUUGGCCGAUAUCGUCUCAAGCUCUCUUCCGUCGAAAUUUUGAAUUUAAACACCGGUUUGUGGAUUAAUGCGCCCGACAUCCCAGAGACAUUCACCGAUGUGCCGCCCGCAUGUGUGAUAAACGGGAUCGUUGCCCUCUGUGUAUCCAAUAUCUAUAUGUUCAAUCCUAGUUCAAACUCUUGGAUCAAGGUCGAUCAUCCCUUCGAUUCCAGUGAGUUCUGUGGUGUCAAAUGCUUAGCCUCAUAUAAAAAUACUUUGUACUUAGGUAAAGAGGGCGGCUCGUUCGUAGGCUAUGACGUAACCUGGGAUGCAAAAAAGUCUCAGAGCCAAGGUACAUUGACGAUUCGUGGUGCUCAUAUUAUGCGUUCGGAACAAAAACAGUUCCAGAGUCCUUGCGAAAAGAUUCUGAUAGGAGAGGAAGCACGGGCAAUCGGCAUCGUUUACGCAUUUGAGAGGGUAACAGUCGAAUGCGGAUGGCUUAACGAAGCAACUGGUCGCUUGGAUUCCCGAAUGCACAACUUUACCCUGCCCCUUACUUCCCUCGUGCCCGUUAACUGUUUCAACCUUAUCGAUCCCUCUACGCUUUACAAACAGAUACUGCCAUGAGAAGUUCGUGAAGAAUUCAUAGCUGGAAAGGAUCGAUUAGUAAUGAUGGAAAAUGAUUUUUGAAUUACGGAGAAAAUUUUUUAUGGCCCGAGAUUAUUACAAGCGUUUUAAUAAAGAGUUCUUUUAAAA
This is a messenger RNA of Ceratosolen solmsi marchali, 2038 nucleotides long. RefSeq lists its product as uncharacterized. Lineage: Eukaryota; Metazoa; Arthropoda; Insecta; Hymenoptera; Agaonidae. The transcript is spliced from 5 exons. Gene Ontology annotation, molecular function: protein binding. Bases 275 to 1909 code for a protein of 544 amino acids. The record is from RefSeq and is a predicted model, not a curated record.